AUGGCUCCCCCAUCCUCCUAUGUCGAAGCUCCCCCAUCCUCCAAUGUUGCAGCUCCCCCAUCCUCCUAUGUCGAAGCUCCCCCAUCUUCCUAUGUUGCAGCUCCCCAAUCUUCCUAUGUUGCAGCUCCCCCAUCUUCCUAUGUUGCAGCUCCCCAAUCUUCCUAUGUUGCAGCUCCCCCAUCCUCCUAUGUCGAAGCUCCUCCAUCCUCUCAUGUUGAAGCUUCCUCAUCUUCCUAUGUUGCAGCUCCCCAUCCUCUCAUGUUGAAGCUCCCCAUUCCUCCUAUGUCGAAGCUCCCCCAUCCUCCCAUGCUGUACCCCAUCUUCCAAUGUUGCAGCUCCCCCAUCCUCCCAUGCUGUAGCUCUCCCAUCCUCCUAUGUUGCAGCUUCCCCAUCUUCCUAUGUUGCAGCUCCCCCAUCUUCCUAUGUUGCAGCUCCCCAUCUUCCUAUGUUGCAGCUCCCCCAUCUUCCUAUGUUGCAGCUCCCCAUCUUCCUAUGUUGCAGCUCCCCCAUCCUCUCAUGUUGCAGCUCCCCCAUCCUCCUCUGUUGCAGCUCCCCCAUCUUCUCAUGUUGCAGCUCCCCCAUCCUCUCAUGUUGCAGUUCCCCCAUCCUCCUAUGUCGAAGCUCCCCCAUCCUCCUCUGUUGCAGCUCCCCCAUCCUUCUAUGUUGCAGCUCCCCCAUCCUCUCAUGUUGCAGCUCCCCCAUCCUCUCAUGUUGCAGCUCCCCAUCCUCCUAUGUCGAAGUCCCCCAUCUUCCUAUGUUGCAGCUCCCCCAUCCUCUCAUGUUGCAGCUCCCCAUCCUCCUAUGUCGAAGCCCCCAUCCUUCUAUGUUGCAGCUCCCCCAUCCUCUCAUGUUGCAGCUCCCCCAUCCUCCUAUGUAGAAGCUCCCCCAUCCUCCCAUGCUGUAGCUCUCCCAUCCUCCUAUGUUGCAGCUCCCCCAUCUUCCUCUGUUGCAGCUCCCCCAUCUUCCUAUGUUGCAGCUCCCCCAUCUUCCUAUGUUGCAGGUCCCCCAUCUUCCAAUGUUGCAGCUCCCCCAUCCUCCCAUGCUGUAGCUCUCCCAUCCUCCUAUGUCGAAGCUCCCCCAUCUUCCUCUGUUGUAGCUCCCCCAUCUUCCUAUGUUGCAGGUCCCCCAUCUUCCAAUGUUGCAGCUCCCCCAUCCUCCCAUGCUGUAGCUCUCCCAUCCUCCUAUGUCGAAGCUCCCCCAUCUUCCUCUGUUGCAGCUCCCCAUCUUCCAAUGUUGCAGCUCCCCAUCCUCCCUGUAGCUCUCCCAUCCUCCUAUGUCGAAGCUCCCCCAUCCUCCCAUUAG
Molecule: messenger RNA, 1302 nt
Organism: Penaeus vannamei (Pacific white shrimp)
Lineage: Eukaryota; Metazoa; Arthropoda; Malacostraca; Decapoda; Penaeidae
Source: RefSeq, a predicted model, not a curated record